GCAGGCGCCUGCUGGCCAUUUCUUCUCAGCCACGCCGAAGUCGUGUGUUCAGGCCGUCUCGACGCCAGGACCCACUAGGAGACGAUGAUGUUGGGCACCGAAGGCGGAGAGGGAUUCGUGGUGAAGGUCCGGGGCUUGCCCUGGUCUUGCUCGGCAGACGAAGUGCAGCGUUUUUUUUCUGACUGCAAAAUUCAAAAUGGGGCUCAAGGUAUUCGUUUCAUCUACACCAGAGAAGGCAGACCGAGUGGCGAGGCUUUUGUUGAACUUGAAUCAGAAGAUGAAGUCAAAUUGGCCCUGAAAAAAGACAGAGAAACUAUGGGACACAGAUAUGUUGAAGUAUUCAAGUCAAACAACGUUGAAAUGGAUUGGGUGUUGAAGCAUACUGGUCCAAAUAGUCCUGACACGGCCAAUGAUGGCUUUGUACGGCUUAGAGGACUCCCCUUUGGAUGUAGCAAGGAAGAAAUUGUUCAGUUCUUCUCAGGGUUGGAAAUCGUGCCAAAUGGGAUAACAUUGCCGGUGGACUUCCAGGGGAGGAGUACGGGGGAGGCCUUCGUGCAGUUUGCUUCACAGGAAAUAGCUGAAAAGGCUCUAAAGAAACACAAGGAAAGAAUAGGGCACAGGUAUAUUGAAAUCUUUAAGAGCAGUCGUGCUGAAGUUAGAACUCACUAUGAUCCACCACGAAAGCUUAUGGCCAUGCAGCGGCCAGGUCCCUAUGACAGACCUGGAGCUGGCAGAGGGUACAACAGCAUUGGCAGGGGGGCUGGCUUUGAACGGAUGAGGCGUGGUGCUUAUGGUGGAGGGUACGGAGGCUAUGAUGAUUAUAAUGGCUAUAAUGAUGGCUAUGGAUUUGGGUCGGAUAGAUUUGGAAGAGACCUCAAUUACUGUUUUUCAGGAAUGUCUGAUCACAGAUACGGGGAUGGUGGCUCUACUUUCCAGAGCACAACAGGACAUUGUGUACACAUGCGGGGAUUACCUUACAGAGCUACUGAGAAUGACAUUUAUAAUUUUUUUUCACCGCUCAAUCCUGUGAGAGUACAUAUUGAAAUUGGUCCUGAUGGCAGAGUAACUGGUGAAGCAGAUGUUGAGUUUGCAACUCAUGAAGAUGCUGUGGCAGCUAUGUCAAAAGACAAAGCAAAUAUGCAACACAGAUAUGUAGAACUCUUCUUGAAUUCUACAGCGGGAGCAAGCGGUGGUGCUUACGAACACAGAUAUGUAGAACUCUUCUUGAAUUCUACAGCAGGAGCAAGCGGUGGUGCUUAUGGUAGCCAAAUGAUGGGAGGCAUGGGCUUGUCAAACCAGUCCAGUUAUGGCGGCCCAGCCAGUCAGCAGCUGAGUGGUGGUUAUGGAGGCGGCUAUGGCGGCCAGAGCAGCAUGAGUGGAUAUGACCAAGUUUUACAGGAAAACUCCAGUGAUUUUCAAUCAAACAUUGCAUAGGCAGCCAAGGCGCAGUGAACAGCAGCUACUACAGUAGUGGAAGCCGAGCAUCUCUGGGCGUGAACGGAAUGGGAGGGAUGUCUAGCAUGUCCAGUAUGAGUGGUGGAUGGGGGAUGUAACUGAUCCUGAUCACUGACUCUUGGUCAACGUUUUUUUAAAAAAGUUUAACAGUUUUGCAAUACAAGCUUGUGAUUGAUGCUUACUCUUAAGUGGAAAUCAGGAUUGUUUUAAAGACUUAAGGUUCAGUAUUUUUUGAACACAAACAUUCAUCUAGGAUGUAACAAUGGAGUAAACUAUAACUGUUAAACAAUUUUCAGCUUUUCUCUAGUUCUAUUGUAGGAUGUACUUAAGCAGCAAGUGUAUUUAGGUUAAAGCAGUUGAAUUAUGUUAAAUGUUGCUCUUCUACCACAUUACAUUGAACACUGUUGGGAUGCAUGUUGAAAGACAUGCUUUUUUGUAAAACUCAAUAUAGGAGCUGUGUCUACAAUUAAAAGUGAACACAUUUGGCAUGUUUGUUAAUUCUAGUUUCAUUUAAUAACCUCUAAGGCACGUAAGUUGAAGCUUUUUUUUUUUUUAAGUUAAUGGGGGACUUUGAGACGCAACACCAUACGUUAGGAUUUUGGUCUUGGUGUUUGUAUGAAAUUCUGAGGCCUUGAUUUAAAUCUUCCCUUGUAUCGUGAUUUCCUUUUAGGUGUAUUGCGCUAAGUGAAACUUGUCAAAUAAAUCUUCCUUUUAAAAACUGC
Odobenus rosmarus divergens (Pacific walrus) is the source of this 2177-nucleotide messenger RNA. It is a transcript of the gene HNRNPH1, whose product is annotated as heterogeneous nuclear ribonucleoprotein H1 (H). The record is from RefSeq and is a predicted model, not a curated record. Gene Ontology annotation, molecular function: RNA binding. The transcript has 14 exons. Gene Ontology annotation, biological process: regulation of RNA splicing. Gene Ontology annotation, cellular component: ribonucleoprotein complex; nucleoplasm. NCBI's taxonomy places the organism in Eukaryota, Metazoa, Chordata, Mammalia, Carnivora, Odobenidae. The coding region runs from base 85 to 1434 and encodes 449 amino acids.